Messenger RNA from Chenopodium quinoa (quinoa), 1832 nucleotides. RefSeq names its product mannan endo-1,4-beta-mannosidase 2-like. The coding region runs from base 1 to 1338 and encodes 445 amino acids. Gene Ontology annotation, molecular function: hydrolase activity, hydrolyzing O-glycosyl compounds. Lineage: Eukaryota; Viridiplantae; Streptophyta; Magnoliopsida; Caryophyllales; Amaranthaceae. The record is from RefSeq and is a predicted model, not a curated record. The transcript is spliced from 6 exons.
AUGUCCAGCAAGUCAAAAUCAUAUUGUUCUACAGGAAAGAUGUUUGCAACUAAUGGAUGGUUUUAUCCAAUAGUUGGUAUGGCGACAUUAGUUGCUUUCAUUUACAUGUCAUUUGGUGGUGAAUUUAACAUUAGAAUUAGUGUGAUUGAGGAACCAAAUUAUAGUUUUGUUGAAAGGGUUGGGAAUCAGUUUAUGUUGGAUGGAAAACCCUUUUAUGUUAAUGGUUGGAACUCUUAUUGGUUAAUGGACCAUGCUGUUGAUGGCUUCAGUAGGCCAAGAGUGAAAGAAAUGCUUCAAGCUGGAUCUAAAAUGGGUCUAACUGUGUGUCGAACUUGGGCUUUUAAUGAUGGUACCUAUCAUGCUCUCCAGCUUUCUCCUGGUGUGUUUGAUGAGCAAGUUUUUCAGGCUUUGGAUUAUGUGAUUGCCGAAGCACGAAAAAGUGGAGUAAGACUGAUUUUAAGUUUAGUUAACAAUUUGAAAGCAUAUGGUGGAAAAACACAGUAUGUGAAGUGGGCUUGGCAAGAGGGCAUUGGGAUUAGCUCUUCCAACGAUUCUUUCUUUUACGAUCCAUCUAUUCAGACGUAUUUCAAGAAUUAUAUCAAGACAGUACUUACAAGAAAGAAUACCAUUAACGGGAUUGAAUACCGCGAUGAUCCCGUGAUUUUUGCUUGGGAAUUAAUCAAUGAACCACGUUGCAUGUCUGAUCCGACAGGUGACACUCUUCAAGAUUGGAUCAAGGAAAUGUCCGAAUUUAUAAAGGCAAUUGAUGAGAAGCAUCUGGUUACCGUAGGCCUUGAGGGAUUUUAUGGUCCCAAGAGUGCUAAGUCAUCUCUAAACCCCUCAGAAUGGGAAGCCACUAUUGGAACUGAUUUCAUACGCAACAAUGAUUUACCAACUAUUGAUUUUGCUUCUGUUCACAUGUAUCCUGAUCAAUGGCUGUUAGUGGAUAAUCUUGAAGAAAAAUUGGAGUUUGUCAGGAAGUGGGUGUCCUCUCACAUUGACGAUGGUGAUAAACAACUUAAGAAGCCUGUAAUGUUGACUGAAUUUGGGCUGUCAAGUCAAAACAAGGACUUUGAUCCUUCACACCGAGAUAGGUUGUUCAAACUUGUUUUUGAUAUCAUAUACAAGUCUGCAAAAAAGAAUGGGUCUGGUGCUGGUUCCCUUAUUUGGCAGCUCUUUGUAGAUGGAAUGGACGAUUUUCAUGAUGAUUUCGGGUUAAUCCCAUGGAAAAAGCGAUCCACUUAUGACCUGAUAGCUGGACAGUCGUGCAGGUUGGCUUUAUUGCAUCAACGUUCGAACUUGCUAGGAAGUUUGACAGAUCUGUGUCGGCGAUCGUGAAUUGUUUAGAACUGCAAGAAAAAUCAUGAUGUUGGUGGCCAUUGUGAACAAGAAUCAUCUAUGACAUCCUUGCAAGUUUGAAGGUCAGAAAUUCGGACGAGGGCAGUUUGGAGGUGGAGGCAUGAUAUCACCAUGUAUAUUGUCAAUGAAUAGAAACUCGUUUUGCCUAGUAGUUUUUGAAAUGUUUUGAUUCUCUUUUAUUUGAUUACCCCAUAAUUUUCAUUUAUUUUUUAUUUUUAUUUUUAUUAUUUGUUUACAACAUUACCCUACCACAUCUUUGUUUAAGAAGGCUUUUAGAUUUAUUUACGCAAAGUUGAUUUGUCACGAAGAAAGGAUUUGGGAACAACUUGGAUGUGUCGGUGGCCUCGGUGCAGUUUGUAUAAAUGUAAUAUGCAGUACCAAUUUUGAUUUGAGUUUGUAUACCUGAUUAUGGGCCUGCUCUGAUUUACUGAACUAAAUUGUAAUUUUGUGAAAUUCAAAAUUAUAUUUUGACA